Molecule: messenger RNA, 4959 nt
Organism: Antechinus flavipes (yellow-footed antechinus)
Lineage: Eukaryota; Metazoa; Chordata; Mammalia; Dasyuromorphia; Dasyuridae
Gene: IRS1
Product: insulin receptor substrate 1
Exons: 2
Coding region: 95-3886 (1263 amino acids)
Biological process (GO): insulin receptor signaling pathway
Cellular component (GO): plasma membrane; cytosol
Molecular function (GO): phosphatidylinositol 3-kinase binding; insulin receptor binding
Source: RefSeq, a predicted model, not a curated record
UGCAUGUGCUGUGUUUGGGGGAGGUGCCCGCUCUCCCACCCACCCGCUUGUAUUUUCCUGGCUCGGCGGCCGGGGCUACGGCAGCAGCGGCAGCAUGGCGAGCCCACCGGAGGGGGACGGCUGCUUCUCCGACGUGCGGAAGGUGGGCUACCUCCGCAAACCCAAGAGCAUGCACAAACGCUUUUUCGUGCUGCGGGCGGCCAGUGAGGCCGGGGGGCCGGCCCGCCUGGAGUACUAUGAGAACGAGAAGAAGUGGAGGCACAAAUCCGGUGCCCCCAAGCGCUCUAUCCCGCUGGAGAGCUGUUUCAACAUCAACAAGCGAGCUGACUCCAAAAACAAACACCUGGUAGCCCUCUAUACCCGGGACGAGCAUUUCGCCAUUGCCGCGGACAGCGAGUCGGAGCAGGAGAGCUGGUACCAGGCGCUCCUGCAGCUCCAUAACCGGGCCAAGGGACAUCACUUGCACCAUUCCCACCACGAGGCUGCAGCUUUUGGAGUGGGAGGGGGAGGAGGCGGAGGGGGGAGCUGCAGUGGCAGCUCUGGCCUGGGAGAAGCCGGGGAGGACAGUAGCUAUGGGGAAAUGGCCCCAGGACCAGCAUUCAAGGAGGUUUGGCAAGUGAUCCUGAAGCCUAAGGGCUUGGGGCAGACAAAGAACCUGAUUGGCAUCUAUCGGCUCUGCCUGACCAGUAAGACCAUCAGCUUUGUGAAGCUGAACUCGGAGGCGGCCGCAGUGGUCCUCCAACUGAUGAACAUUCGCAGGUGUGGUCACUCGGAAAACUUCUUUUUUAUUGAGGUGGGGCGCUCUGCGGUGACUGGACCUGGGGAGUUCUGGAUGCAAGUGGAUGAUUCUGUGGUUGCCCAGAAUAUGCACGAGACCAUCCUGGAAGCUAUGCGGGCCAUGAGUGAGGAAUUCCGGCCUCGGAGCAAGAGCCAGUCGUCCUCCAACUGCUCCAACCCCAUCAGCGUACCUCUGCGCAGGCAUCACCUCAAUAAUCCACCCCCCAGCCAGGUGGGGCUCACCCGCAGAUCCCGGACUGAGAGCGUCACAGCCACAUCACCCGCUAGUGUCGUGGGUGGGAAGCCCUGCUCUUUCCGGGUCCGGGCGUCCAGUGAUGGAGAAGGCACCAUGUCCCGACCGGCCUCGGUGGAUGGGAGUCCCGUAAGCCCCAGUACCAACCGGACUCAUUCACACCGGCAUCGGGGCAGCUCCCGCUUGCACCCGCCCCUCAACCACAGCCGCUCCAUCCCGAUGCCUUCCUCCCGAUGUUCCCCGUCGGCCACGAGUCCCGUCAGCUUAUCGUCCAGCAGCACCAGUGGCCACGGGUCAACCUCCGACUGUCUCUUCCCGAGGAGAUCCAGUGCUUCCGUGUCGGGCUCACCCAGUGAUGGGGGCUUCAUCUCUUCCGAUGAAUACGGCUCUAGCCCGUGUGACUUCCGAAGUUCCUUCCGUAGCGUCACUCCAGAUUCCCUGGGUCACACCCCGCCGGCCAGGGGCGAAGAAGAUCUGAGCAACUAUAUCUGCAUGGGAGGCAAAAACACGCCUAACUUGACCGCCCCCAAUGGCCAUUAUAACCUAUCCAGAAGUGGCAUUGGGCACCGCUAUACCCCGGGAGCUGGCCCGAGUCCUGCCACUGUGGGAGAUGAGGUAGCAACCGCUGCAGAGCUGGAGAAGAGUUUCCGCAAGAGAACACACUCAGCAGGUACUUCUCCUACUAUUUCUCACCAGAAGACACCUUCUCAGUCCUCCGUAGCAUCCAUUGAAGAGUACACAGAGAUGAUGCCUUCCUACCCGCCCUGUUCAGCAGCUGGCAGCGGGAACCGGGGCCAAGCCUACCGCCACUCAGCCUUUGUGCCCACCCACUCCUAUCCUGAGGAGUGUCUGGAGAUCCAUCCCUUGGAGGAUCGGGGCGGCCACCACCAUCACCGGGUGGAUACUCCGGUGCUACAUACAGACGAUGGCUACAUGCCCAUGUCUCCUGGGGUGGCUCCAGUGCCCAGUGGUCGAAAGAGCGGUGGAGAUUACAUGCCCAUGAGCCCCAAGAGCGUUUCUGCUCCCCAGCAGAUCAUUAACCCCAGCCGGCGCCAUUCUCAGAGGGUAGACCCCAACGGCUACAUGAUGAUGUCUCCCAGUGGCAGCUGUUCCCCAGACAGUGCAGGUGGCUCUGGCAGCAGCAACACGGCCACUUCCGGGAACAGCUACGGCAAGUUAUGGACAAACGGGGUGGGUGGCCACCAUCACCACCACGUUCACCCAAAGUUCUCUGUGGAGAGCAAUGACAGCAAGCUACCUUGCAGCAGCGAUUACAUCAACAUGUCCCCUGCUGGGGACUCUGUGACCAGCAGCCCCUCAGACGGCUACUAUGGCCCUGAUGAUCCACAAAACAAGGCCAUCUACUCUUACUACUCAUUGCCAAGAUCCUUCAAACAUACUCAGCAGCAGCAGCAGCAGCAGCAGCAGCAGCAGCAGCAGCAACAGCAGCAGCAACAGCAGCAGCAGCAGCAACAGCAGCAGCAGCAGCAGCGCCGGGGGGAGCCUGAAGAUGGUGGUCGACUCCCUCACCUGCGCCUCUCGGUCAGCUCUGGCCGCCUCCUGUACGCCACUGCAGCCGAGGACUCUUCCUCUUCUGCCAGCAGUGACAGCCUGGGAGGAGGUGGAGGCGCCCAGGAGGGGGCCCAUGGCCAUCUCCAUCAUCAGGCCCUUCCGCAGCACCUGCCCCGGAAAGCAGACAUGGUUGCCCAGACCAAGAACCGCCUAACCCGGCCCACCAGGCUGUCUCUGGAUGGCCCCAAGGCCAGCACCUUGCCUAGAGCCAGGGAGCAGCCCCAGCAGCCUCUUCUGCCCCCAGAGCCCAAAAGCCCGGGAGAAUAUGUGAACAUUGAGUUUGUGGGGGACCAGCCAGGCUACUCCCACGGAUCGGCCAUCUCCCUCUGCUCGCCCACAGUCAGGUGCCCAGUCCAGCGACAGCCGGCCCCCAGAGAAGAUGAGGCUGGCUCAGAGGAAUACAUGAACAUGGACUUGAGGCCUCCUCGGAGGCCUGCCUGUCAGGAAAGCUUUGUGGCAAAGGCUGGCAGAGCAUGCCCCCUGCCCACCGGGGCAGGUGGGGUGUGCAGGCCCAGCCGCGUGAUGCCAAACAGCCAGGAUUACGUGACCAUGCAGGUGGGUGGGCCCUGUCCUGGCUGUGCAGAUGCCUCCCUCAGCUAUGUGGUCAUGCAGGCAAGCAAGGCUUCGGAGGAGUCCGGUGUCCCAGCUGCUGCGGCUCCUGCCCCUUCCCUUCCUUUUACCGCAGCGCCCCCCUCUCUCCCCCAGCACCAAGGACAGGCAGAGCUGGCUAGCCGCCCAUCCCUGUUAGGAGGUCCGAAGGGACCCGGAGGAAUUAGCGCCUUUACCCGAGUGAACCUCAGUCCCAGUCGCAACCAGAGUGCCAAAGUGAUCCGGGCUGACCCCCAAGGGUGCCGGAGGCGGCACAGCUCGGAGACCUUUUCCUCCACCCCUAGUGCUUCCCGGGGCAGUAGCGUCACAGUGCCCUUUGGGGCUGCUGCCGCAGGUGGCUCUGGGGCCACUGGCAGCAGCGAAGAUGUUAAACGCCACAGUUCUGCCUCCUUUGAAAAUGUCUGGCUAAAGCCUGGGGAUGUCGGGGGCCCACCCAGCAGGAAGGAGACAUCCCAGAUGAGCGGGGCUGCAGCGGGUUUAGAAAAUGGACUCAACUACAUUGACCUGGAUUUGGUCAAGGAUUUUAAUCACCGGCCCCAGGAGUGUCCCCCUCUGCUGCAGCCUCCUCAUCAGCCCUGUGGCAGCGGCGGAGCCAGUGGGAACGGCUGCUCCAAUGAGGACCUAAGCGCCUAUGCGAGCAUUAGCUUUCAGAAGCAGCCCGAGGACCUUCCAUAGCUCCUCCUGAAAAAUCACAGCAGAAUGAUGACCUAUACAACCUCAGCAAAUCCUUCUUAACUCAUGGGUAUUCAGACGCCAAGUGUUUCAUGUCUCACAACUAGGACCUCACAUCCUCUUCCUCAGUAGAUGGUACGAUGCACCCAGUUCAGUUUGUUUACUUAACACAAACCUCAGGAGUCUGUUGACUGAACUGCACAUUCUCUGUUGUGCCAAGCAAAAAAGCACUGUGACAUCAAAACAAGGAGUCUCCAUAGCUUCAUCGGCAACCGCAAGGACUUAGCUGGCCACCAUGAACUGAUGUGCCCACCACUAUGUCAUAUGAGACUGGGUUUACUAUUAGCACAUUUACACAGUAUGCUAAAUUUCAUUUGCUGCUGAAAAACCUGUAUGACAGAUCAUCAUUGUAAAUUAUUACAUACCAAACUGUUGAUGUUGGUUGGAGAGUAUUAAAUAUUUAACAUAGGUUUUGAUUUCUAUAUAUAAUUUUUUUUUAAUUAAAAUGUAACUUUUUUUUUCUUACAGCACAUCUUUUUUUUGGAUGUGGAACUGAGGUACACUAUGUUCUGUUGUAAACAGAGUGGGGAAACUGCUUAAAACCAGGCUAAUAAGAAUAGAGUAGGGUACUAUUCUUGUUUGAAGAUUGUAAUUCAGAAAAUAAUAUAAUAUUAUUCCUAGGUCCGCAGAUGACCCUCGAUUGUACAGCUAUAUUUACUGAUAAUAUCUCUUGUAACAUAAAUCUGAUGUUGAUCUGAGUUCCUUACAAUGAAAUCAUAAUUUUAUACUUCUCUUAUAAGACAAUAGUAGGCGAUGUUAACUAAACUGAAGACAAAUUUUCUAUACGUGGUAUUUGCAAUUGUCAGCUUGAACUCGGCAAGUACACAGAAACAAAAAUAUGACAAAAAUAAUCAAAGUCUUCCAUUGUAUAUAUUGUAAAAAGAAGACGAAGAAGAAGAAGAAGAAAGAAACAUGGGUGAUCCCUUCAAAUUCAAAUCUCUCCUUGGAAUGAACAAUGUGGGUGUUUGUAAAUUCUGGAAAUCUCUUUCUAUGCGUAAUAAACUAGAUGCUGUUUA